Halichondria panicea is the source of this 1368-nucleotide messenger RNA. Its product is annotated as N(4)-(Beta-N-acetylglucosaminyl)-L-asparaginase-like. The record is from RefSeq and is a predicted model, not a curated record. The coding region runs from base 160 to 1215 and encodes 351 amino acids. Lineage: Eukaryota; Metazoa; Porifera; Demospongiae; Suberitida; Halichondriidae. Gene Ontology annotation, cellular component: lysosome; cytoplasm. Gene Ontology annotation, molecular function: N4-(beta-N-acetylglucosaminyl)-L-asparaginase activity; beta-aspartyl-peptidase activity; asparaginase activity. Gene Ontology annotation, biological process: protein deglycosylation. The transcript is spliced from 12 exons.
CAGAUUAAUUAAAAACGUAAACAAUGAAGUUGUGUGUUGGCUGUGUGCUGCUCAUUGCUCUGCUUGGUCCGUGCGUGUGUGAGGACAAGCUGUUACCAGUGGUCAUCAAUACAUGGCCAUUUGUAGACGCUAACAAAGGAGCUGCCCAGAGCUUGAGUAAUGGUGGUAGCUACCUCGAUGCAGUGGAGGCAGGUUGCUCUGUGUGUGAAGCUGAACAGUGUGACGGGACAGUGGGCUAUGGUGGGAGGUGAGGACUGUGUGGGGGCGUGCGUGUGUGUGAGGUGUGAACAGUGUGACGGGACAGUGGGCUAUGGUGGGAGUCCUGAUGAGAAUGGAGAGACCACCCUGGAUGCAAUGAUCAUGGAUGGGGAGAGUCACGAUGUUGGGUCAGUGGGGUGUCUGCGUCAGGUCAAGAGUGCAAUAUCAGUGGCUCGUAGCGUCAUGGAGAGGACAGGACACACUCUGUUAGUGGGAGAGCUAGCGACAGAGUUUGCAGUGGAGAUGGGCUUCACCAAAGAGGACCUGCAAACUAACAACUCACGGAAGAUAUACACUGACUGGAGGAACAACAAGUGUCAGCCCAACUACUGGAUACCCAAGAUAAAUGAUAAGUACAGAGCCUAUAGUGUGGCCCCACUGUACACUGUUACAGCAAUGGUGACUGUUCUAAUAAGAAGGUUUUCAUUUCAACAAGUGACCCCUGACCCUACGUCCACCUGUGGUCCCUACCACCCACUCACUACACACUCACAGACCACCCCCUCACACGAAUACAAGAGACCCCCCAUCAACAGGUUUAACCACGACACCAUCGGGAUGGUGGUGGUUGAUGAUGGAGGAAGAAUAGCUUGUGGUACUUCCACCAACGGAGCCAGUCACAAGAUACCAGGUCGAGUGGGAGAUUCCCCCAUUGUCGGGGCUGGUUGCUAUGUGGAGAAAGGAGUGGGCGGAGCUUCGGCCACUGGAGAUGGUGACAUCAUGAUGAGGUUCCUACCGUGCCGUGUUGUGGUGGACAAGAUGAAGGCCGGAGCUAGUCCCACGUCAGCUGCCAUGGAGGCUCUUCAAGAGAUAAAGAACUACUACCCAUCUUAUGGUGGUGGAAUAAUUGCUGUGAAUGUAACUGGACAUUAUGGAGGGGCUUAUACUGGGUUCCCAUCGUUCCACUACACUGUGUAUAACCCCACCCUCGGGGCGUCCACGGUGGUGGCAGUAUGAACAUAUCGAAAUUACUGUAACAUUCAAUGUUUUUAUUGUAUUAUAUCUUUGUUUUAUGUGCCGAAAUUAACAGAUUCAAUUUUCAAAUUUCAGAAUAAUAAUUUGAGUGUUGUGCUGAUAUUAAUAUAAUAUUAUUGUAAGUCAAUUAUAUAA